AUGUCCGAUAUUGCGCUAGAAAAUCGGAUCAAUGACCUCUUGGAAGAAUCAUGGAACCUGGUAAGUUUGCAAAACAGUUUCAUAUACUUUCCUCAAAUCACGAAUCUCAUCUCUCAGUUCCAAUCUCGUCUUUUAAUAACACCAUCAAAAAGUUUACUAAAUAGCGAUGAGAUGUCCACUAUAUCGCAAAUGAGUGAUGCAAAUCCCAAGCUCAAAUUCUAUUAUCCGGAAUUGCAGCCGUUUCUAUUGAAAUUGGUAUCUGCUAACAGUUUGACUGGACUACUCACUGAUCGAUUGCAUGUAAAUCAUUUUGAAUUAAUGAAAGCCUUAGGAAUAGAAAAAAGAAGUCCAAUGACUCCUUUAAGCAGUCAAUAUGCAUUCAGUAAUAGAAGUGGCUCACCUCCGGGUCGACCAUAUUCAGAUAAGGGAGCAAACACUUCUACGUAUCUCAAACAGGAGAAUACUCAGCGAUGGGACAUGAACAGAAAUAUGCCAAGUCGGGAUUCCAAAUACACUUCGCGCUCGAUAGAACCCAGAUUUACUCACAGAAGAUCAAGUGACUAUGCCGCUGGUAAAUAUCUGCCAAAAGAUGCAAAGUAUGAGAGGAAAGCCGAAAACACAGACGACCUUCUCAAUAAACUCAGUGACAUACCCAAUUCCGAUUACCCUUUGCUUGUGAAUCGAUUAACUUCAGCCAUAAAAGUGCAAGAUAACCUAAUUCAAAAUAUAAAAUCAAACUUACAGUUAUCAGAGAAUGAUGCAAACCCUCUGAAGACGAACCAACUUGCUACAUUUAUGCAUAAUCUCCCCUUCAUAAAACAAUACCAAGAGCACAAAACUCACCAGAGCCAAACGCACACUUGGAGUUCUCUUGCAAUUGAUCUUGCGACAUUGGUUCUAGCAACGAUACUUAUUCUUAAUCUAUUGAAGUUGGUUCUCUUCUUCUUGGUUUAUUUAGCAUCUGCUGGCGAUGGUGGAGAAAAUUUUGAAUCCUACGUGAUGCACGAAGAUGGUAUGUCUUCGAAGAGCUGCAUCUAUUUCCAAUGGUGGAAGGAGAUACAAUGGUUGGAGUAUUGGGUUUAUAAUUUAAGCGACUGGCUAGAGUAG
This is a messenger RNA of Dujonia railenensis, 1107 nucleotides long. The record is from the annotation of a GenBank genome assembly. Lineage: Eukaryota; Fungi; Ascomycota; Pichiomycetes; Serinales; Debaryomycetaceae.